Paraglomus brasilianum is the source of this 147-nucleotide messenger RNA. The record is from the annotation of a GenBank genome assembly. Lineage: Eukaryota; Fungi; Glomeromycota; Glomeromycetes; Paraglomerales; Paraglomeraceae.
AUGACAGCUGCAGGAAUUCCGAGUACUGUCAUAUUCAAUCUUAAUACAAGACUGACUCUUGCAAUAGCACCACGAAUUAACACGCAAUACACGCUUGACUUUGUCUUGGGACUUGAUGAUUUUGUAGAGGUCGGAAAAUGUCGUAAU